AAAGCCACGUCUUUCCACCGUGUAGGAGUGGACGCAAUAAUCAUACGAUGCUGCUACUGACGAUGCGAGCGCAGUUCUAAUGGAAUGAAUGAAUUCGCUUCAGAACGGCAGCGUCCUCCAUUGCAUCAUUUCACAAAUCUCACCAGGAUAAAAUCAAUGACCGGACAAGACAAGACAUCCCACAACAGGACGCGUCUAAAAAACCGACGGAACACAGCGGAGCCGUAGAUAGGGGCUUCUCUGGACCAAUAAGGUGGCAUGGCUGGCCUGUCGUUCUGUGGCAACAAUGUGACCAAGAAUGCCUACAGUGUGGAUACGGGGAUGUUGAACAAUGGCUGCUUCGUGGACGCCCUCAACCUGGUCCCUCACGUCUUCCUGCUCUUCAUCACCUUCCCUAUCCUCUUCAUUGGCUGGGGCAGUCAGAGCUCUAAGGUUCAGAUCCACCAUAACACCUGGCUCCACUUCCCUGGACACAACCUGCGCUGGAUCCUCACAUUCACUCUGCUGUUUGUCCACGUCUGUGAGAUCGCUGAGGGAAUCGUCUCCAACAAACAGAUGGACACCAAUCACCUCCACCUCUUUAUGCCAGCGUUUAUGGGUUUCAUAGCAGCCACUACAUCUGUGGUGUACUACCACAACAUAGAAACCUCCAACUUCCCCAAACUACUGCUGGCUCUGUUUAUCUACUGGGUUCUGGCGUUCAUCACCAAGUCCAUCAAGCUGUGGAAGUUUGCAGAGUACGGCGUUGGAGUGCUGCACCUGAGGUUCUGUAUCACAGCCCUGCUGGUCGUUCUGUACGGACUCCUCAUGGCUGUAGAGAUCAACGUCAUCAGGGUCAGGAGGUACGUGUUCUUCGCCAACCCCAGAAGGUAAAGCCUCCAGAGGACCUUCAGGACCUGGGAGUGAGGUUCCUCCAGCCCUUCGUCAACCUCCUCUCCAAGGCCACAUACUGGUGGA
Oncorhynchus masou masou (cherry salmon) is the source of this 957-nucleotide messenger RNA. Its product is annotated as ATP-binding cassette sub-family C member 9-like. Gene Ontology annotation, cellular component: membrane. Gene Ontology annotation, molecular function: sulfonylurea receptor activity; ATP binding. Gene Ontology annotation, biological process: potassium ion transport. Lineage: Eukaryota; Metazoa; Chordata; Actinopteri; Salmoniformes; Salmonidae. The record is from RefSeq and is a predicted model, not a curated record. Bases 259 to 873 code for a protein of 204 amino acids. The transcript has 6 exons.